Messenger RNA from Diprion similis, 3751 nucleotides. RefSeq names its product LIM domain-containing protein jub (gene jub). Gene Ontology annotation, cellular component: adherens junction; nucleus; P-body. Gene Ontology annotation, molecular function: transcription corepressor activity. Gene Ontology annotation, biological process: negative regulation of hippo signaling; positive regulation of miRNA-mediated gene silencing; cytoskeleton organization. Lineage: Eukaryota; Metazoa; Arthropoda; Insecta; Hymenoptera; Diprionidae. The transcript has 6 exons. The record is from RefSeq and is a predicted model, not a curated record. The coding region runs from base 471 to 2972 and encodes 833 amino acids.
GGUGAAAACUCGCCUUAGAUUGGAGGAUAGGUGGGGGAAAAAUGUUUCACAGUUUUGAGUCAACCCGGGCAAGAGAACUGGCGGGAGUAAGUGUCGGUCGGUGAAUUUUAGCAGGUGGUCGUUAUCUAAUUUCCGUACAUAAAAGGCUAUCGCCAACCCCACCACCGGCGAGAUCGUCGUCACUCGGUCCUUCAUCACGUCACACCAAUUCCCUCUAGGAAUACAUUCGACGAAGAUCGUUUAAAUUCUGACGUCAAUUCGGAAGGGUGUAUCACUCGUCCGUACUCAAUUCCCAACUGACAAAUAUUCGGGGGUUGUUUGUGUUUAUGCGCACUCGAUGAUUCCUGCGAAGUGAUGUCGACCUGUGUCAUUGACAAUCCGAGGUGAUACGCGGUCGGCGUGUUUACUUAGCUGGCUGGGCUGAAAUUGACGGGUGACAGGUCGACGCUCGGGAGUAGCACCGCGCCAGGAUGUGUGACCCGGUCGACGCGUACGUCGAGAGGAUGAGUAACCUUCGUGUCGGAGAGGAUCCGAGUGCCGGAGGCACGGGCGGGCGUGUCUCGGGUUCACGGCCCGAGGGUCAGGUCCCCGUUAACAGGACACCUCUCCAGCGUCCCGUCGGGGCUAUCGAGAGCUUCAUCGAAGGCGGAGGUCUAUCCGAGACUAGGCAGCCACCACCUGACUACAAGAUGUAUGAACGUGAGAAUAUCAUCGCCGCGUCGCGAUUCGCAACGCCGAAAUCCGUCGAGUCAAUCGGAACUCAUCACCAGCAGCAAAUGGCUAGAGGUCAGCAAGCCCCCGUCUACGAGAACGUUGAUUGUUAUCCUCAGAACACGAUUCCUUCUCAUCUGCCAUAUUAUCACCCGGUGGAGUCUAGGAACAGCCCGAGGAGCAGCCCUAGGGGAUCUGUUGCAGGCGAUGCUUAUGAAGCGACAACGUUUCGCAAGGCGCAGCCUCAGGUACCCCCUGGAUCACGGUACCAGUCGGCAUCCUCACCAGCUAAGGAGUUGCCCCCGUAUGAGGCGCCGCCUGUGUAUGAAAAUAUCCAAGAGGUGCAUCAGGUUCAGAACAGCUUUUCUGAAUCUUCGGCUCACCAUCUUCAUCAGCAAAGGCAGCAACAGCAACAGCACAAUAAGCCUUGUCCUCAGGUCCUGAACUUCUAUCAUCCGGCAAACAUGGAGGGAGGUGAUUAUGUUGUCAUGACAGGAAAGAUGGCUAGCCAACCUCACCAAAGACCUUUGGGAAGUCAGAGUCGUAGCCUAAGUUAUGAUGGGGUUAGUCAUCAACGAGGAUCUAUUCCAGAUCCCUCUUCUGUUCGUUAUAUUUCAUCAAUGGACUCGCAAGGUUCAAAAAAUGCCUAUGUUCCUCCGUCUGAACUCCAUCUCCAGGGAAACAGGACUUAUGCUUAUUCUCCAGAGCAGCAAUCACCAAGGGCUAACCAACACCUAGUUGGAAGAGACCAGGGAGAAUCGCCACCUGUUCGUCUGUUGUCUGAACCACAUCACUCUCCUUAUCGAGAACAAAAUGAUAUGAUACCGCAAAGCUAUCGACAGCCUCAAAACAUUGUUGAUCAAGCUCUCCCAAACUAUCGAGCAAGUCCGAAUCAGACGAAUCCUCGAUCUGCUACAUCUUUAAGUCAAUCAAAUUUCUCAGGUGUUGAUCAGCGAUCGGAUCUUCAAGCAAGGAACUCGUCACCUGUUUAUCCAUCUAUGACAAGUCGGCACCCUACAGAUCGAUCUCAAAUUGAACGUGCCGAUCUUCUCGUUAGAAAUAGCUCUCCAUCUUAUUCGUCAAGCCGCAUAAACAGAUCUGAUAAUCAGCUAAGAGUUGGUGGACAAACCAGUGAUAUGCGAAGCUCGCCUAAAGCCAGUCCUACACACCUUCAAAUCUCCCCUAUGGAACCAGCUUCCCAAAUGAUUUCCAAUGCUCUUGGAAAUGCUAGGUUCGCUUUGCCUCCUGAGUCUAUACCAUCAUCACCAGUUCGAGGGCAAGUUCAACCUGCUGUAACAAGCGCGUCCCAGUCUAUCAAGGAUGAUAUAGCAAUUCACAGACCGAGAAUUACAAGCCUGCCACCUGGAGUGACCAGCGGUGUAGCAGGGCCUGUUUAUUUGAGUGGAGGAGUUCCACAACUGCAAAAAGCUGCAGAUAUCAGACCAGACAUACCAAAGUCAGUCACACCACCCAUCAAACCAGCUCCUGGAAAAGGGUUACUGCCGUAUAAUGUUACACCCCCUAGACCUUUGGGUCCAACAGAAGCAGAAAGGAAAAUAGAAGAACUUACAAGACAAUUGGAGGAGGAAAUGGAGAAACAAGAAGAAGAGGGGGAGUACUUUGGAAUUUGUCACACAUGUGGGGAGAAAGUGACAGGAGCUGGUCAGGCAUGCCAAGCUAUGGGUAAUCUUUAUCACACCAAUUGCUUUAUUUGCUGUUCCUGUGGUAGAGCGCUUCGAGGCAAAGCAUUCUACAAUGUUCAUGGGCGUGUUUACUGUGAAGAGGACUAUCUCUAUUCUGGUUUCCAGCAAACUGCAGAGAAAUGUGCAAUCUGUGGCCAUCUAAUCAUGGAGAUGAUCCUACAGGCCAUGGGAAAGUCUUAUCAUCCUGGGUGCUUCAGGUGCUGUGUCUGCAACGAAUGUCUCGAUGGAGUACCUUUCACUGUCGAUGUCGACAAUAAAAUUUAUUGUGUCAAUGAUUAUCACAGAAUGUUUGCUCCAAAAUGCGCUUCUUGUGGCAAAGGAAUAACACCUGUUGAGGGUACUGAGGAAACAGUACGUGUCGUUUCAAUGGAUAAAGAUUUCCAUGUUGAUUGUUAUGUGUGCGAAGAUUGUGGAAUGCAAUUAACGGAUGAGCCUGAUAAAAGGUGUUAUCCGCUAGAAGGAAGGCUCAUGUGCCGAGCAUGUCAUAUACAACGGCUCUCACACACCCAGCCUAGACCACCCCAGCCAGUUUCUGCCAGCUAUCAAUUUAUGGGAUAAAUUCUUCCACUUGUGGGAAAUAUAGCACACAGAACAUUUUGAUUCAGAACUUGAAUUUUAAUCUUCAGCGGGAUGAAACAUUCACUAUUAAUCUAACUGCAUUACUAGUUACACUAGCCAAACCGAGUGACAUACAUAUAUACAUAUAUAUAUGGAUAUAAAAAUAUAUAUUAUAACGUAAUAUUUAAUUAUUUAUGCAUCCGAGAGCUGGUCAGUGAUUUUACGAUGUGCCAAAGUUGUUUAUGCGAUGCGAUAGAUCGUUGAUAUUCUGGCUUUAUAAUACUCCGAUUUUCACACGUAUAAUAUUUCAUAGACUCAAAUUGUUGUCGCGUGGCUCUCGGGUAAUGAACAUACAUGCAUACAUACAUAGUAUAUUUAUUGCCUAAGAUACUCUUGGCGUAAUGAGUGUGGCUUAGUAACAACAAGAACAUACCGAGUUGCAUAAGCAACUGUGAUAUAAUAGAAUAUCGAUGCAUAAUAAAUGAAUGCAUAGUAAAUAAUUUUUUGUUGCUAGUUACUUUGUGAAAGACGAAUUAUGUCGCUUGUAAAUAUUGUUUAUUAUUACUUAGCAAAAUUUCUUUUAAUUAUGGUGCGGCCAAUUACUUCACUACAGUACGCCCAAAAUAAUUUAUCCGUACAUUUAUGCUUUGAUACACUUAUCGUCCACUGAUUAAUAUUUUUACCAUGCAAUGACACACCUUGUUAAUAGCAUCAUGCAAGUUGCAAACAAAACCUAGAGUAUCGAACGCAAUAUACAUGUGGUGUAAUAACAGAUGAUC